AAGAUGAAGAUAAUAGUUUUGAUUUAGAUAAUGAUGAAAGUAAAACCAAUUUUAAUGAUCUGCUUAUAGCAGAAUUUAUUAAUUUAAAUUUUUAUAAUAAUAAUGAAAUUGAAAAUAACUUACCUUUAAAUAAUCAACAACAAUUAGAAACUGAAGAAUAUUUGGAUUAUAAUUUAGAUUUAGAAGUGCUUUUUAAUAAAGAAUUUCAAAAUUAA
Molecule: messenger RNA, 215 nt
Organism: Dentiscutata erythropus
Lineage: Eukaryota; Fungi; Glomeromycota; Glomeromycetes; Diversisporales; Gigasporaceae
Source: the annotation of a GenBank genome assembly